Messenger RNA from Thamnophis sirtalis, 2807 nucleotides. Lineage: Eukaryota; Metazoa; Chordata; Lepidosauria; Squamata; Natricidae. The record is from RefSeq and is a predicted model, not a curated record.
CAGCUUUGCAUGGUUGCCGCCUGACAUCCUUCUGCACUGCCUCCGAGAUGGCAGAACAGCGAUACUGCGUGGACUACGCCAAGCGAGGCACUGCUGGCUGCAAAAAGUGCAAAGAGAAGAUUCUCAAAGGGAUGGUGCGCAUUGGGAAAGUGGUGCCCAAUCCCUUCUCUGAAUCCGGUGGGGACAUGAAGGAGUGGUAUCACGUCAAGUGCAUAUUUGAGAAGCUGGAAAGGGCUCGGGCCACGACCAAGAAGAUCGAAGAUAUCACAGACUUGGAAGGCUGGGAGGAACUGCAGGAGGCUGAAAAGGAGAUGAUCAAUCAGCACAUCUCAGACAUUUCUUCCAAAACUUCAAACACUCCAAAGAAAAAAGCUGUUAUCCAGGCAAAGAUUUCUCCUAGUGGACAAAUAACAUCACCCAAGAAAAUGCCUCUGGUUUCUUCAAAUCCUUCACCGAGGAAAUUUUCAGGUUUUGCAGCAAAGUCAGGCACUCCUGAAGAAACAGCCAGCUCUGGCUCUUCUCACAAGCCCAGUUUGUCCACCGAGAAGAGUGAUCCGAAACACAAGGACUGUUUGCUGCGGGAAUUCAGAAAGCUGUGUGUAAUGGUGGCUGACGAAUCCAGUUAUAAUGUAAAAACUCAGAUAAUUCAGAACUUCUUACAGAAGGGAACCAGUGGAGAUGGCUUUCGGGGUGAUCUCUACCUAACCAUCAAGCUACUCUUGCCCGGAGUCAUUAAAAGUGUUUACAACUUGAAUGACAAGCAGAUCGUGAAGCUCUUCAGUAGGAUAUUCAACUGCAGCCAGGAAGACAUGGUCCGAGACCUUGAGAAGGGUGACGUUUCAGAAACGGUGCGGAUCUUCUUUGAGCCAAGCAGGUCUUGCCCUCCUGCUGCCAAGAGCCUUUUGACAAUCCAGGAAGUAGAUGAGUUCCUGACGCAGCUAUCCAAACUUUCCAAAGAGGAGGAGCAACAGAACCUACUGCAAGAAGUUGCAUCAAGACUUGAUGCAUUGGACCCCAAUGCUUAUGAGGCUUUCAAAGCAUCCCGUAACCUCCAUGAUGUGGUGGAGCGAGUGUUGAAGAACCAGCAAGAAUCUCAGCCAGGCAUGAAGAAAAUUCUUAGUGUCCAGGCAGCUCUGAUGACGCCGGUUCAGCCCAUGCUGGCUGAAGCUUGCAAAUCGAUUGAAUAUGCCAUGAAAAAGUGUCCCAAUGGCAUGUAUUCAGAAAUUAAGUAUGAUGGAGAGCGUGUCCAAGUGCACAAGAAGGGAGACCAUUUCUGCUAUUUCAGCCGCAGUUUGAAACCCGUUCUCCCUCACAAGGUGGCUCAUUUCAAGGACUUUAUCCCCAAGGCCUUUCCAGGAGGACACAGUAUGAUCUUGGAUGCUGAAGUUCUUCUGAUCGACACCAAGUUGGGGAAGCCUCUGCCUUUUGGGACCCUGGGAGUGCAUAAGAAAGCUGCUUUCCAGGAUGCCAAUGUUUGCCUUUUUGUCUUUGACUGCAUCUACUUCAAUGACGUCAGUUUGAUGGACAGGCCUCUGCGCGAGCGUCGCAAAUUUCUCCACGAUAACAUGGUGGAAAUUCCCAAUCGAAUUCUCUUUUCAGAGAUGAAGCAUGUCACGAAAGCUUCAGACCUCGCCGACAUGAUCAACCGAGUCAUCCGGGAAGGGCUGGAGGGAUUGGUGCUGAAAGAUGUGAAGAGUAUUUAUGAACCAGGAAAACGCCACUGGCUCAAAGUGAAGAAGGACUAUCUGAAUGAGGGAGCAAUGGCAGACACAGCAGACCUGGUGGUUUUGGGUGCCUUCUAUGGCCAGGGGAGCAAAGGUGGGAUGAUGUCCAUCUUUCUCAUGGGUUGCUAUGAUCCCGACAGCCAGAAGUGGUGCACAGUGACCAAAUGUGCUGGUGGACAUGAUGAUGCCACACUUGCCCGGCUUCAGAAAGAAUUGGACAUGGUGAAAAUCAGCAAGGAUCCCAGUAAAAUUCCAGACUGGUUAAAGAUUAAUAAGAAUUAUUAUCCGGAUUUCAUUGUUCCAGACCCAAAGGCAGCACCAGUCUGGGAGAUUACAGGCGCUGAAUUCUCGAAAGCAGAGGCCCACACAGCUGAUGGGAUCUCAAUCCGCUUCCCCCGGUGUACUCGUAUCCGGGAUGACAAAGAUUGGACUACCUCCACCACCCUCCCACAACUCAAGGAGCUGUACCAAAUAUCUAAAGAAAAAUCGGACUUCUUGGUAGUUGCAGCAGAAGAGGAGAACUCCACAACGGGCAGCAGCGGAGAAACUGAGGGCCAGCCCAAAUUGUCUUCUCCUCAGAAGGCUGCAAAACCACAAUCCAGGAAGUCUCCUGCGAAAGCCAAGAAGCCUGAAGCCAGCAAACUGCUAGAUAAAUCUCCACUGAAGAAAACUGAGGGAAAGCGCGGAGAAAAAAGGAAAGCAGCCGAGAUGGAGGAGGACAAAAGAAAGCAGAUGCUACUGGACGUAUUCACUGGGGUUAAGCUUUAUCUUCCCCCAUCCGUGGAGGGUUUCAGGAAACUCAAGCGUUAUUUCGUAGCCUAUGAUGGAGACCUGGUUCAGGAGUAUGAUGCCACUUCAGCAACACAUGUGAUGGGGAGGAUGGAAGACAACCCAGCUGCUAAGCAUGUCUCCCCUGAGUGGAUUUGGGAAUGCAUCCGAAAGAGAAGACUGGUGACUCCAUGCUAGAUUAUCUGCUGUAAGCAAAUAGCUCCAAUGAAAAACAGUGAUUAAAUGUAGAGACUUCUUAACUGCAUCCAUUAAAUGAUCACCAUCUGGAAUGAAUUAAGUACCUAAUGAAAAAAA